Penicillium manginii is the source of this 630-nucleotide messenger RNA. RefSeq lists its product as uncharacterized. The record is from RefSeq and is a predicted model, not a curated record. The transcript is spliced from 2 exons. Gene Ontology annotation, biological process: transmembrane transport. Gene Ontology annotation, molecular function: transmembrane transporter activity. NCBI's taxonomy places the organism in Eukaryota, Fungi, Ascomycota, Eurotiomycetes, Eurotiales, Aspergillaceae. The coding region runs from base 1 to 630 and encodes 209 amino acids.
AUGUCCGGUGUGCAAAACCUUCCUUUGAUUGUCUCAAUGUCGCUAUCUAUCAUUGUCUCUGGUGGCAGCAUCACCCAAACUGGCCAUACUGCUCCUCUGAUGGUUAUUGGCGGGCUCCUUGCAACCAUCGGGUCGGGAUUAUUGUACUCGCUAGACAUCGGUACAAGCACAGGCAACUGGAUUGGAUAUCAAAUUCUCGGCGGAGUUGGAUGGGGAUUAGCCUACCAGGUUCCCAUCAAUGCGGUGCACGGAGCGGUGGCUCUCACUGAUAUUGCAGCCGUGACGGGUGUUAUCGUUUUCUUCCAAACUGUCGGUGGUGCAGUUUUCGUCGCUGCGGCACAGGCUGCCUUCUUUAACCAGAUUAUCAUCAAACUUGGCGCAACAGCACCAAGCAUUAACUCGGCCGUGGUGAUCUCAACUGGUGCGAGCGAGCUGCGAGACAUCUUUACAACCGAGCAGAUGACUAUGAUUCUGCCCGCUUACAUGACAGGUCUCAAGGUUGCUUACGCCAUUUCGAUCGCUGCGGCGGGAAUCGCCUUCUGUCUUAGCUCGUUCAACAAUUUUAAGAAAAUUGACGCCCAUGCAACAGAAAAAGGCUCAUUAAAUACCUCCGCCAGUGAGACUGUGUGA